AUGUAUGCCUUGACUGGACAUAAAUACCUGGAACUUGCUUUUGCGAUGUCACUUCUCUAUUGGGCAGACUGCAGCCCCUCUCCGCAGGAUGAUUUGGCUCCCCUUGAAUUGCAGUUCCAUUCUUUGGACUUCAGAAAUGUCUUGCACUGGAAACAUCCACACAAAGCUGUCAAGAACCUGACAUAUUCUGUUCAGCAUAAAAUAUACGGAGACAAGGAGUGGACUAACUCUGAACACUGUCAGGGCAUCCGGUUGCUGGAGUGUGACCUGAGCCAGGCAACGUCAGAUCCCAGAGAAUGGUACUAUGCCAGGGUCCGUUCCUUGUCCUCUGAGGGCUUCUCAUCAUGGGUCCUUAGCCACAGGUUUUACCCUCAGUGGGAAACCAAUUUCAGCCCACCGCAGAUAAAAGUGACCGUGACAGGACGGAUCAUUUCAGUGCAAAUCAGACCUCCGAGGACACCACUGCAAGGACAGAGGGGCUCUAGGAUACGAGUGACAAAACUGCAGAAACUGACAUUUAGAAUAUACCUAUUACACAAUGAUGUAGAAGAGGAAGUUUAUGAAACAGACAGUUGCUCCAAGGAGCUUGUGUUCGAGGGGUUACGUCCGAAAACCACCUACUGCCUUCAGGCUGUGUCCGUUACCCCUCGCUCAGGCCACAAAAGCUUACGGAGUCCCAGCACCUGCAUCAGCACUCAUUGAAGGCUUAGUGUCUCCCACAGGGUGAGGCUGCUUCUGGACCUUUGUUCAACAUGAAAAUUACACACAUAUACACUACAUAGUGGAAUGUCUGCAAUUUUUCAACCAAGGUCAUGUUUACUAUAAGCCUGGCUUUGCCUUUAGGUUACGUUAAAGCUGAAGUGUGUAAUUUCUGCACCACUAGCACUAUCAGCAAAACAAUGACUGUUUACACACAGGUUUCCUGAACACUCAUCUUGCAUUGGGUGGACAAAGAAAUAGUGCCGCCCUCAAAUCACACCACUGGUUUGAGCCAACAGCAGUGGAAAGUAUUUACACUCGUUUUUUUUCUCAGGGAAAUCAACAAAUGGCUUACUUGAAGAUAUUUAGUAUUAAGUUCGCUUUUUUUAUUAUUAUUAAAAUAUA
Sinocyclocheilus grahami is the source of this 1104-nucleotide messenger RNA. Its product is annotated as interleukin-22 receptor subunit alpha-2-like. The transcript has 6 exons. Lineage: Eukaryota; Metazoa; Chordata; Actinopteri; Cypriniformes; Cyprinidae. The coding region runs from base 1 to 702 and encodes 233 amino acids. Gene Ontology annotation, molecular function: protein binding; cytokine receptor activity. The record is from RefSeq and is a predicted model, not a curated record. Gene Ontology annotation, cellular component: plasma membrane. Gene Ontology annotation, biological process: cytokine-mediated signaling pathway.